This is a messenger RNA of Lotus japonicus, 1034 nucleotides long. RefSeq lists its product as uncharacterized. NCBI's taxonomy places the organism in Eukaryota, Viridiplantae, Streptophyta, Magnoliopsida, Fabales, Fabaceae. The record is from RefSeq and is a predicted model, not a curated record. Bases 95 to 850 code for a protein of 251 amino acids. The transcript has a single exon.
GACCACAUAGCCGUUGUUGAAGUUCUUUGGUCCAUCUUCACACACGCUCCUUCUUCACUUCACUUCACUUCACUUCACUCACUGCAACACAAAAAUGGUGAAAUUCUCAGACCUCUCCGACACCGAAGACUCUGCAAUCAACGAAAUCAUCUCCCAAGCACAAGACGCAUGCCUUCUCGACCAACUCGCCGCCAUCAACUGCGCCGGUGUCACCGACUCCGUUCUCCCCUCCGACCUCGAUUCCCGUUUCCGCAAGCUCAAAUCUCUCCCCGCAAACCGCACCACCCCACCAACCUUUAACGCCAAAGCUCGAAGCUUUUCCACCCUCAGUUCAAGAACCCUCAAUAAAACCGUCAUGGGUAGCGACCAAUCUCCCAAUUUUUCUCCUCCAAAAAACGAUCCAGAACCAGAUGAACACACAGAAAAGGUGAAAUCGAAAUCAAAACCGAAACAUGGGUCUGUUUCUGCUUCCCCACCUUCAGGUUCUUCUCAUACCUCUGAAGAAAGCUCAAUUUCUUCGCUGUUUAGGUCGGAAGGGAAGGGUUCGAAGCAGAGGACUCUGUUUUCACCGUCGCCUCCUCGAAUGGCGGGUUGUUUCUGGUGCUCUCCGAAGAAGAAGAAGAAGAAGAAAAGCAAGGAGAAUGUUGUUGGUGGCUGGGAUCAAAGUGAUGAGUUGUUUUCUGAUUUGGGAGGUUUGUCGUUGAGCAAGCAAAGGAAGAAAAUGCUGAAGAUGGCAAUGAAGGAAGAAGAGAAGGUUAGCCGUGAGGCUGAGAAGAUUGUUGAGUGGGCUAAGUCUGUAUCUGCCAGGAUGAAUAUUUCAGAUAUUGAGGAUGAGCUCAGUGAUGAUUAGGGUACAAUGCUCUUCAUUUAGAUAUAUUCUAGGUCCAAAUUGCUUUAUUAGGUUUUGUUAUAAUGUACUGCAAAAUUGCAUUCUGUUCUUACUUCUUAUAAUGUUCUAUACAAAUGUCUAAUAGAGUUUGGUGAUUGUCUAUAUUUUGUUAUACAAAUGGUGAUAUUUGGCGAAUUUGUUUCGA